UGUUAACGCAUGUGCACAGAGUUCGUGCCCAGGGCCGGGUAUCAUGGCGACGUACGUGGACAUUCUGAAGAACGAGUUUCCUGAAAUCGACACGGAGCUUUUCAAUUAUAUCACAGGUGUCCUGGAUCAUUGUGGUGCAGACUUCGAGGAUGGAGAUGAGGUGUAUGAUGCCAUCGGCGGCGUCCUGCAGGAAGUGUCUGCUGACAGUAAGAACGAGGAUGAUGUCAAAGACAUUUGUCUCCAGAUGUUCAACACUCUAAAACUGAACAACCAUCAUGGCACUCAGAGGCAGGUGCUACUUGACGCUCCAGUUCAGCUCUCUCAGAUCUCUGCAGACAUAGUUCCAGCAGCUAAAGGUGUUGAGGGGAUCUGGAUGAUGAAACGUCCACAGAACACAACAGUGGAUGUUAAGAAACUGGAAAAGGCUGAGGCGAAGCUGAAAGCUAAACAUGAACGCAGGAAUGAGAAGGAGACACUGAAGACCUCCAGCCCACUAGUCCUGGAAGAGGCAUCGGCCAGUCAGGCCAGCAGUAAGAAGGACAGUCGAGUUGACCUAUCAGGGAAGAAUCGCAGCUACGAUAUUCGGAUCGAGAACUUUGAUGUUUCGUUUGGAGAAAGGUGUCUACUGCAGGGGGCAGAGCUCUCUCUUGCAACAGGUCGGAGGUACGGUCUUAUUGGUCGUAACGGUCUGGGAAAGACGACUCUGUUGAAGAUGUUGGCAAGCCGUAGCCUUCGUGUCCCAGCUCACAUCUCCAUCCUCCAUGUGGAGCAGGAAGUUGCGGGAGAUGAUACGAUGGCGCUGCAGAGUGUCCUGCAGAGUGACACGCUGCGGGAGGACCUGCUCAAUGAGGAGAAGACGCUGAAUGCUCGCAUCGCAGACGGAACCGCUGACGGGAUGGAAAGUGUUCGACUGUCAGAGAUCUACGCAAAACUGGAGGAGAUUGAAGCCGACAAAGCCCCAGCCCGAGCCUCUGUCAUCCUGGCUGGUCUCGGAUUCUCCCCCAAGAUGCAACAGCAGACCACAAGGGAGUUCUCAGGAGGAUGGAGGAUGAGGUUGGCAUUGGCCAGAGCUUUGUUUGCUAGACCAGACCUGCUGCUACUUGACGAACCGACCAACAUGUUGGACGUCAGAGCCAUCUUGUGGUUAGAGAACUACCUGCAGACGUGGCAGUCCACCAUCUUGGUUGUCUCCCACGACAGAAAUUUCUUGAAUGCUGUGGUAACCGACAUCAUCCACCUGCACUCGCAGCGGCUCGAUAGUUACCGUGGCGACUUUGAAAACUUUAUUAAAACCAAAGAGGACAGACUGAAGAACCAGCAGAGAGAGUAUGAGGCUCAGCUGCAGUACAGACAACACAUACAGGUGUUCAUUGACAGGUUCCGCUACAACGCUAACAGAGCGGCUCAGGUUCAGAGUAAACUGAAGCUGCUGGAGAGACUACCAGAGUUGAAGCCCAUUGAAAGAGAAACUGAGGUUACUUUAAAGUUUCCAGAUAACUUUGAGAAGUUGUCGCCUCCCAUCCUGCAGUUGGAUGAAGUUGAGUUUUUCUACUCGCCCGACCAGCGCCUCUUCUCUGGACUCAACCUGUCAGCCGACCUUGAGUCUCGGAUCUGCAUUGUCGGAGAAAAUGGUGCUGGAAAAACCACCGUCCUCAAACUGCUGAUGGGAGAGUUGACGCCAGUCAAUGGCGUCAGACAAGCUCACAGGAACUUGAAGAUUGGUUACUUUAGUCAACAUCACGUGGACCAGCUGGACCUGAAUGUCUGUUCCGUGGAGUUGCUCCUUAACAGGUUCCCUGGUCGGACAGAGGAGGAGUACCGCCACCAGUUGGGAAGUUACGGAAUUACUGGUGAGCUGUCAACGAGGCCAGUGGCGAGUCUGUCAGGAGGACAAAAGAGCCGCGUCGCCUUCGCUCAGAUGACCAUGCCAUGUCCAAACUUCUACGUCCUUGAUGAGCCGACCAAUCACCUGGACAUGGAGACAAUCGAGGCGCUCGCCAAAGCUCUCAACAAGUUCAGAGGUGGAGUUAUCCUAGUAUCUCACGACGAACGUCUGAUUCGGUUGGUGUGUAAGGAGCUGUGGGUGUGUGAAUGUGGAAAAGUUAAGCGAAUCGAUGGUGGCUUCGACGAGUAUCGAGACAUACUCCACGAGCAGUUCCUGAAGGAGGGCUACCUGUGAGACUCUGCCCAUUGCUGACUGACCACUAGUAACACAUACCUUGCCCGCUCCAUAAAGACACUUGUCCUACAAGCCAAUCAGCUGCUGGAGUGAACCAGAGGAUGGUUUCUUCUCCGAGCCGUUUCACCUCCUGCUUCAGGCGAUGAGCUGCUGCGAGCUGAUUAGUGAGGUCACAGUGAACUCUGCAGAAGGAGGAGGAGUCAGUGUAUUGAUGUGCCGUUGAUUUUGGGGUUUUAUCAGUUUUAAUGGACCUGACGUCAAACAAGCGUUAUAUUUACGUUCAGAGACGGAAAGAAUAAAAAAUAUCAGAGCAUGUGUCACUUCCA
Molecule: messenger RNA, 2505 nt
Organism: Solea senegalensis (Senegalese sole)
Lineage: Eukaryota; Metazoa; Chordata; Actinopteri; Pleuronectiformes; Soleidae
Gene: abcf3
Product: ATP-binding cassette, sub-family F (GCN20), member 3
Exons: 21
Coding region: 44-2179 (711 amino acids)
Molecular function (GO): ATP hydrolysis activity; ATP binding
Source: RefSeq, a predicted model, not a curated record